This is a messenger RNA of Wyeomyia smithii (pitcher-plant mosquito), 1623 nucleotides long. Its product is annotated as DAP3-binding cell death enhancer 1-like. The record is from RefSeq and is a predicted model, not a curated record. The transcript is spliced from 3 exons. Gene Ontology annotation, molecular function: protein binding. NCBI's taxonomy places the organism in Eukaryota, Metazoa, Arthropoda, Insecta, Diptera, Culicidae. Bases 129 to 1439 code for a protein of 436 amino acids.
UCUGACUGUAACUCACACAAGCAAAAAUGCAAAUGGUCGCAACGCAAGGUCGCAACUAUUUUGCUCCUCGGUUCCAAAAAAGCGUAAUAAAUUCCGGAUCAGUAGUGGCUGGCCGUAAGUGUGAAUAAAUGUGGAAGUAUGUUGCACGCCGUAUUCGCGAUGUGUAUGACCGUACCCACAAUGUACUAGACGUUCGCCGGCCGUGUCAGUACGGCGCCGAACGUUUCUGCAGUACUGGGGUACCUCAGCAUCAACAGCAGCAGAACGAACAGUUCAAAAUCCAGUUCCGCAAUGAGUACAUCCGCGGUUCGUACUGUUUGCUGAAUGUGGCCAAUCGGCAAAUCACAGUCGUCCGAGAUGGAGAGCAGUUUAAUGAAAGCGGAUCGAACAACUCCGGGCGGGAUGGUUUCCGUCGAAAGGAGUUUUGUCCGUUCCAGCAUAGUUGGAUCGGUGCCAUUACUUGGUCUGGUGCCAUAAUCUGCGGUUGGUAUACUAGCAAGCUCAUUUGUCUGUAUCGUCGCAAUCACAAAUGGGAGGGCCCAAAGUGUUUACCAUUUUUGAUUUCGGCUGGUCAUAAAAUUCCUCGUGACUUUUGCCGCUCACAUCAGACGAAGUCUACCCUCUCUGUCCCACCUUCCCCACCUGUCGAACCCGUUCCUAAGCAGCAAGAGCAACAAGCUGCUGCAAGACCGACUUUCUUUGGAAUACCGAUACCCACGGCAAAGCCGGCACCGUUGGCAGAACUUGACUUCGGUGAUUUCUUUGAUCAUCAAAGGGACGUUAUUUUUCCUAUAAACCAUGAGCCGGCUAAGAGUUCUACGGUUCCCCUCAAUGAGACUCAUUCGAUCGAGCAGAUCACACAUGAACCUGCUCCUACCGUCGAGUCUGCUUUGGAAAAUCUUGUGAGCGUUAUAGGCGAGAUUGAGUACCAACUUGGUGUGCAGAAUUUGGAGCAUGGAGAUUAUAGCACGGCUGUGUCUCAUUUAAAGUUGGGCACUAGUCAUCAGCAUGCCGGCGCUGCUUUCAAUCUGGGAAUUUGCUACGAACAAGGUUUUGGAGUAAAGAAAAAUGCUAGAGUGGCAAUGGAGUGCUAUUAUACUGCAGCAACACUUGGUCAUCCACAGGCUAUGUACAAUCUGGGAGUAUACUACGCUCACGGGCUUGGUGGCUUGCGUCGCAGUCGUCGAAUGGCUAGAAAGUAUUUUACCGCAGCCGCCGAUAUGGGCUUGCCGGAGGCGGUCGAUGCUUUGGGAGCAAAUUAUCGUUCGCGACGAGAAUCACUUUCAUCGCCUGGUACUUCAGCAGGAUCAUCUCCAACCGCCGUGCCGUUCCAGUUCAAAUUUAAUUAUGACGAACUAGAGCGCUAUGGUUUCGGAGUGAAGAACGUCGAGCCACAGACAGAUCAGAUUGAGUUACGUCUCGUUUCUGCGAUGGCUUAAAUAUUUGUUUGAUACACUUGUUAAAUUGCGAGUAAUAUAAGGUUGACAGUGAAAUCUUGGAUUUACUGAUACAACUGUAAUGUUUAUGCUAUGCUAGGCAAGUUGAGCUAAGCUCCUUCGAUAGUUUAUGGUGAUUGUAAAUGAAGUACCGAAUUUUUUUUCAUAUGAUUUUCCUUUAUGGUAA